UGAAGCUAGAUUAGAAAUUGAAAAUGUUUUGUUUAUACGAGACGUGUCAAAUCUAGUGCUCUUGCGGCGAUAAAAUUUAAAACACCACGUAUUUGCCCACGCUAGCACUAUUUCCUGCAUACGAUUAUCCGAUAACGAUAAAAAACAUACGUAAAAAUCCCUCAGUCGUAAAUAAUCGGUUGUGGCCAUUAAGCCCAUAUGCGGGUCUAACAAAGGUUUUUUUUAAUUAAAAAACUAUGCGUGUGGUAUAAACGCGUGUGUGGGGCGUGAAUGAGGGUGAUUUGUGACUUAGUAAGGAAAUUUCGCCGGAAAUUCAGGCUUAAAAUGAGUGGAGUGAAUAAAGAAGCCCCGAUAGGCCUCCAGUGCUUACAACGGCUGUCUGGUUGGUGUUGUCCGCGCCUGCAGAUCAACAGGCUACGAUGCUACCAAAUCUUCAUCCUCAUACUGACAUACUUCACAUACAUGACUUACCACUUGACCCGCAAGCCGAUCUCCGUGGUGAAGAGUGUGCUGCAUCAGAACUGCUCCGGACUGGUUCCGCCACCAGAUGUGGACCCUAAUGACGAGAACUGGUGCAAUUGGGCACCUUUUAACACGACGGACGCCAACACGCUGCUGGGCGCGCUGGAUUCCGCGUUCCUCUUCACGUACGCCGGCGCCAUGUUCGUUUCCGGAAUGGUAGCAGAGCGAGUUGACCUCCGUUACUUCCUCUCUCUAGGAAUGCUGUUUUCGUCUAUAUUUUGCUACUUGUUCGGAGUCGGGAAAACAUACGGCAUACACAAUAUAUCGUACUACUUACUGGUCCAGGCAGGGGCGGGUAUAUCACAGACUACAGGGUGGCCGGGCACGGUGGCCAUCGUCGGGAAGUGGUUCGGCAACAGCAAGAAAGGGCUCAUAUUCGGCAUUUGGAACUCGCACACCUCACUAGGGAAUAUACUCGGAACGCUCAUAGCAGACCGUUUUGUGGAACAGGACUGGGCACUGUCCUUCAUCUACCCGGCCGUAGUCAUGGGGGCAGUUGGGACCCUGGUCUUCCUAUUCCUGGCUCCAGAGCCCAGGAUGGUGGGCAUCGUACUACCUGAACGAGUACCGUCAAGCAGGCAGUCCCGACGAUCAUCGGAAGAGGAGGACGCGCCGUCACAAGUCAUCGUCGGCGAUCAGGCGGCGAGCCUGCGCCCUAACCGGCACUCCGCCAACAGUCAGCCGCAACAAGAGCCGACGGAGGCGACAUCUCUCCUCGGUCCCGCUCGCACCACCCACACUCCGCCUGGUGCCGUCUCGCUCUCGCGCGCGCUGCGCAUCCCCGGCGUGGUGGAGUUCUCGCUGUCUCUUUUCUUCGCGAAGCUCGUCAGUUACACCUUCCUCUAUUGGUUGCCGCUCUACAUUAACACGUCCACGAACCUGUCACCGACGCAGUCCGGCGACCUGAGCACGGCGUUCGACGUGGGCGGCAUCACGGGCGCCAUCCUGGCCGGGCUGGUGGCCGACUGUACCGGCUGCCCGGGGGUCGUGUGCGCCUGCUUCUAUGUGCUGUGCGCGCCCACGCUAAUGGCGUAUCAAGCAUGGGGCGCGUCCUCAUACAUGCUCAACGUGAGCCUCCUGCUGGCCGCGGGGGCGCUCGUGAACGGACCCUACGCGCUCAUCACCACCGCGGUGUCUGCGGAGCUGGGUACUCACAGUAGCCUGGCGGGCAACGCGCAGGCGCUCGCCACCGUGGCCGCCAUCAUCGACGGCACCGGCAGUGUGGGCGCGGCGCUGGGCCCGCUGCUGGCCGGCGUGGUGUCCUCCGGCGGCGCGGCGGCGUGGCCGCGCGUCUUCUACAUGCUCAUCGCCUGCGACUGCCUCGCGCUCUUCCUGCUGCUCAGGAUAGUGAAGGGUGAGGUGUUGCGCGUGCGGCUGGAGCGGCGGCUCGCGGCGUCGCGGCAGACAAGGAUAGAGUGAGCGUACCAUCCACGGGGCUUAUGGGAGUUGACAGUAAAAAUGUGUAAGCUCUAUGAGGGGAAGACGGUAUACCUAAAGUUUGUCAAAGGACUGUCUCAUUUCAAUCAUAGACAGAGAGAAUCAUACUAUCUUUCCUUACACUAGUACUAGCACCCAAAAGAAAAGGAUGAGUAUAGUUUUCCCGGUUCUUACUGACUGACAAAUUGGGUUGACCAACUAUACCUAAUUUACCUAUACACCGUGUUUUAAACUCCGUUAAUUUCAAGAGUGCGUUCCUGAGGCUAAACUAAUUUAAUUUUUCAAAGACUCCACCAAUCAAAUCAAAUCGUACCUACCAAUGAGUUUUUCGGAACUUAUGUACGAAAUAUCAUUUUAUAAUUUACCAGUCUCUUUUCGGUAAAGGAAAACAUCGUGAGGAAACUGAACUAAUUCCGAUAAGGCAUAGUUUACCCUCUGGGUUGGAAGGUCAGAUGGCAGUCGCUUUCGUAGGAACUAGUGCCUACGCCAAUUCUUGGGAUUAGUUGCCAAGCGGAUCUCAGGCUCCCAUGAGCCUUGGCAAAAUGCCUGGACAACGCGAGGAAGAUGAUGAUUUGUUCUAAGAUACCGAUAUUCUAAUUUACUCCAUUUUGAAGAUUAUCAAUGAUCUAUUUUUAUUCGAUAAGGCCCUUACGAGCGUGUACACUUGCCUUAGGGCCUGUUUACAUAUUGACCAGCAUUUAGUACGAGUGUAUACAUUUUAUCGAUUUAUUUCACCGUCGCAGCAUUAAAUUAUUUUUUAUUAAAAAUAAUAAUAAAAAAUGGUAUGCCAUUUAGAUUCCUUAAAUGUACUUAGCCAUGCUCGGAAGUUAACGGAAUUUAACAAAAACACCGUGUAGUGGUAGACCAAGCCAAGUUGACAGCGAUUUCGAUAGGCCAGACUGUGCAAGUGUUAUUUAAACGUCAUAAUUUAAUAGAAGUUUGACUUUUAAAAUAACGCAUACACAGUCUCGGCUAUCCAAAUCGCUGCUAACUUUUAGCUUAGCCUAACUCUAGAUCCGUGGUUUAUAACACUAGCCAAAUGUUCACGACUUUGCCCCCUCCAUCCAUAAGAUAGGAGCUAAAAGUGAUAGGUUAAAAUAAAACACUGGUUAAUUUUGAUUUAGCUAUAUUUGACAGAAAUCUUAACCUUAAUUGUAAUUCCAAAAGAUUCAUAAACACUUGCCAAAAGAAGUUACAAUAUGUGACGUUCCAUGAGAAAAGGUACCUAAUAGCGGCUGGCGCUUACGUCGUAUACCACCGCAAUAGUAUUGGAGCGGCGUUAAUAAUAGCGCUAUAAGGUACCUCUACCCGUGGAACGUCACAUAUAUUCCCACCAUGUAUUAAAGGUUUUUUCCUGUGGAAUUUCGGACACGUGACGUUUUCAACUAAAAGGUACCACAUUGCUGGUUGUCGAUAAGGUUGAUUUCAAAUUGAAGCUCUAUGGAAAUAGUGCCUUAUUAACAAUCUUCAAUAAGUACCCUUUUGGGUUGAGAAUGGCAUGGCAUAUUAUGCUGUCAAAUGUUUAAAAAUUGUUGGCUUAAACAAGUAUUGGUAAUAUGCCAAAUCUUUCUUCAAAAUGCAUUACACAAAUCUUUUGGGAUCGAGUAAUAUCUGGAUAAAGUUGUGUGUGUGCUAUU
Messenger RNA from Cydia splendana, 3596 nucleotides. RefSeq names its product glucose-6-phosphate exchanger SLC37A2 (gene MFS16). The coding region runs from base 271 to 1941 and encodes 556 amino acids. The record is from RefSeq and is a predicted model, not a curated record. Gene Ontology annotation, cellular component: membrane. Gene Ontology annotation, molecular function: transmembrane transporter activity. Lineage: Eukaryota; Metazoa; Arthropoda; Insecta; Lepidoptera; Tortricidae. The transcript has 14 exons. Gene Ontology annotation, biological process: transmembrane transport.